AUGUCGGAAAGGGAGAAGAAAAAACUUCUGACAAAGCUCAACUCUUUGUUUGCCGAUAUAUACAACCUUAAAGAUAAUGGUGAAUUUGUUUACAGAUAUUUCCAAACUUUGCCAUUGAGAACAGGAACCGAUUACUACAAAGUUAUUAAAAAUCCACUUUCGCUUCAUGCGAUAGGGCGUAAGUUGAAACAGCUCAAGUAUGUAGAUGGCCAGGAAUUUGUCAAUGAUUUAGCUUUGAUCACUUGGAAUGCGAGGUACUACAAUUUGCCAGGGUCGGACGUUUAUAAAGAUGCCCAGAUUUUGGACCAGUUUAUCCAUGAGGUUGUCAUCCCUAAGUUAAGGAACGAUAAAUCGGUCCCAAAUGGACAAACUUUAGUAUACCCACACAUCGGCGACUUGCCAGAUGAAAGAGAUCGUGAUGCACCGGUUGGAACACCAGGUUACGCGUUUGACCAACCUCUGGAGCUAAGACAUCAGUUACUUGUGCGAGAAAACUCCCCAAUAUUAAAGACUGAAGAGUUUGAAAUGAGUGUCACUCCACAAGCGGAACCAACUUCAUUGUCUAGACCUUUAGUGAGUACCUCAUUCAACAAAUCAACAGUAUUGAGUACACCCAAUAAAACUCGAUAUGCCAGACAGCAUCACAACCAGCUGCAGGUAGAGAGUGGUAUAAGAAGAGGACGUCCACCUAUUAUUGACAAACCAUUUGAGACUCGUAUCAAGUUGGUCUUGAAGGCUUUCAAAAAAUUGCGCGACAGCAGAGACCGUUUAUUAAUUAAACAUUUCGACAAGCUUCCAGAUAGUAAACUGUACCCUGACUAUUACCAAAUUAUAAAGGACCCAAUCAGUUUGAACGAAAUCAGAGUCAAAGUGAGAAGUAGAAAGUAUAGCAAUGUCGAUCAAUUUAUUAACGAUUUGGAUUUGAUGUUUGCCAAUUUUCAACAAUACUUCCAACGUGAUCCAUAUAGUGAAGAGUUUAUGGACUACCAACAGUUUAGAAAAGAGGCAAAUGUUAUUGUACAGCACGAAUUGAGCAAAACUGAUAAGGAGGUCCUAAUGUCCGCUUCGUCGGCCAGUGAUGGAGUGUUGCGAUUCCCAUUGGAGUCCUUGGAUGUAGGUGGGUACUCGUACAAAAUCGGAGACUGGGUGUUGAUGAAAAAUUCAGCUGAUCCUGAAAGACCAAUUGUUGGCCAAAUUUUCCGUAUUUGGUCAACCGAAGAUGGUAAGAGGUAUUGUAAUAUGUGUUGGUAUUAUCGCCCCGAGCAAACUUGCCACGGUGUUGAUCGUUUGUUCUUCCAAAAUGAAGUUUGCAAAACUGGCCAGUAUAGAGAUCAUUUAGUGGAUGACAUAGUUGGUCCUUGUUAUGUCGUAUUCUUGACUAGAUACCAAAAAGGUGACUUGCCAGAAGGAGUUAUACCCUCGACUGCCCCUUGGUUCAUCUGCGAGUUUAGAUACAACGAAAACACUCAUGUUUUUAACCGUAUUAGAACUUGGAAAGCUUGUUUGCCGGAUGAAGUGAGAGAUGACCCGGAGCAGCCGUUGAUUCCCUUACACGAGACUCGUAAGUUGAUCAAGUAUGACUCUCCAAUAAAGUCUACAUUAGAUCCUGAUGCAAAACUCAACGAUCCGAUACCUGAUCCUAUACCUGGUACAACCAAUUCACCUCCAAUCAGGGGAUCGGUGUAUAUUACAGCACCCAUACUUAAUGAUGACUUGGGUCAAUACACCACUAGUCCCAACACUGUGCCAGUGCCUGAUCAUGAUGAUUUGAAGACUGGUAGAAAGGCAUAUUUGUUUACCCCAAUUUCACAGUUGAAAGGCGGCGGUGGCUCUUCUGGUGCCGUGUACGCGACAAGUCCGGCUUUGCCUCAUGGUUCACCAAACCAUGAGCCGUCAAGACAUACGGGUGGACUGUUAUCUACAUUACCCUUGGCGAGGUCUGCAAUGAGUCCACCUUUAAGUGACAUUACACCAUUGGGUUCCGAGGCAGCUUCUCGAUAUCAACUACAUCAACAAGACGAUAAGCCGCAGUUGCCCACUAGCUAUAGAUCUUUGCACGAUCUGUUGCAGGAGAAUAAGAAAUUGCAGGAACAACAGUUGCACCAAUUUCAGCAACAGCAACAUCAGCAUCAACAAAUCUUUAAACGUGCCUUGACUCCAACACCAACAAGCAUUGUCCCGACAGGUACCAACUAUUACAGCAGUGUACCAGCGUAUUCAAACUUGUACGCUGGUGGGAUUUUGUCAUAUGGUGUAGAAGCAGAAGAGCUUGAUGACUUGAAGGAAUUAGUAAAUAAACGACAAAAGAAGAAUCCCGAAGGCGAGGGUGUUGAUGAAGUCAUCUUUUACCGCGCACCCCCCGUGCAGCUUGCGGGUAAUAGAAUAAUAACCAACCUGAAGGUUGAACUCGGACACUCAGCUAGAUACUUGGCAUGGAAGAUCAAAGCCGAGGCUGAGAGUAAGUAG
Messenger RNA from Lodderomyces margitis, 2466 nucleotides. RefSeq lists its product as uncharacterized. The record is from RefSeq and is a predicted model, not a curated record. Gene Ontology annotation, cellular component: RSC-type complex. Lineage: Eukaryota; Fungi; Ascomycota; Pichiomycetes; Serinales; Debaryomycetaceae. Gene Ontology annotation, biological process: chromatin remodeling. Gene Ontology annotation, molecular function: protein binding; chromatin binding. The transcript has a single exon. The coding region runs from base 1 to 2466 and encodes 821 amino acids.